Molecule: messenger RNA, 1402 nt
Organism: Zymoseptoria tritici IPO323
Lineage: Eukaryota; Fungi; Ascomycota; Dothideomycetes; Mycosphaerellales; Mycosphaerellaceae
Exons: 2
Coding region: 68-1402 (444 amino acids)
Biological process (GO): fatty acid beta-oxidation
Molecular function (GO): acetyl-CoA C-acetyltransferase activity
Source: RefSeq, a predicted model, not a curated record
ACUUUAGCAGCUCUUCUAUUUCUCUGCUAUUGCUUCCAAUUCCUGCACUCCUCAUCCUCUCCAGACAAUGGCCUCCCUCGCUCUCCGCCGCUCCGCCCUCACCACCACCACCACCUCCAAAUCCAUCAUGACCUCCUCCUCCCCGGCACAACGGCUCCAGGCCGUGCAACGACACUUCAGCAGCACCUCCCCACGACCAAAAGAGAUCCAAGAAGCCUACAUCCUCUCCGCCGUGCGAACGCCCACCGCCCUCUUCAACGGCUCCUUCAGCAGCGUCUCCGCCCCUCAACUCGGCGCCACGGCCAUCAAAGAAGCCAUCAAACGCUCCUCGAUCCCCCAAGAAAAGAUCUCCCACGUAUACAUGGGAAAUGUCAUCUCCGCCGCCGCGGGACAAGCACCAGCUCGACAAGCCGCCAUAUUCGCCGGUCUGCCGUCCAGCGUGGAAGCGACGACGAUCAAUAAAGUGUGUGCGUCGGGGAUGAAAGCUGUGGCGAUUGCGGCACAACAAGUCGAGUUGGGACAGGAAGAGGCGUUGGUGGCGGGAGGAAUGGAGAACAUGAGCCGGGUACCGUAUUAUACCCCUCGAGGACCGCAAUUGCCUGCUUUCGGCAAUUUGUCCAUGGAAGACGGACUGAUGAAAGAUGGACUGUGGGAUGUGUACAACAAUAUCCACAUGGGCAACUGCGCGGAGUCUACGGCGAAGAAGUACGACAUUUCUCGGGAGGAGCAGGAUGAGUACGCCGUGUUGUCGUUCAAGCGGGCACAAGAAGCGUGGAAGAACAAGCUGUUCGACGAGGAGAUCGUGCCGGUCGUGGUCAAGGGGAAGAAGGGCGACACGACCAUCUCCGAAGACGAAGGCUACAACCGCCUCAAACCUGAAAAGGUCGCCACCCUCAAACCUGCAUUCGAUCGUUCUGGAAAUGGAACAGUCACAGCUGCGAAUGCUUCUUCAAUGAACGACGGUGCGUCCGCGUUGGUGAUUACGAACAAGGAAUUGGCGAAGAAGUACGGUGGCGGCAAGCGUGUUCUCGCGCGAAUCGUGUCAUACGCGGACGCGGCAGUGGACCCCAUUGAUUUCCCCGUGGCGCCGGCCAAGGUCGUGCCGAUUGCGUUGGAACGUGCAGGAAUCACAGCGGAUCAAGUCAAGGUGUGGGAAUUCAACGAGGCGUUUGCGGCGGUGGUGAAGGCGAAUGCAAAGAUCCUCAACCUCGGAAUCGACAACGUCAACCCCCGCGGCGGAGCGAUUUCUCUCGGCCACGCGCUCGGCAGCUCUGGAGCGAGAAUUCUGGUCACAUUACUGCAUCAACUGAAGAAGGGCGAGUAUGGCUGCGCAGCGAUUUGCAACGGUGGUGGAGCGGCGAGUGGUAUGGUGAUUCAAAUGGUGGACGCGGAGGAUUUGUAG